UACUCGCAAAGGGGAAAAGCGACAAUUACCCAAUUUUCCUCUCAUCAAAAGCAGAGAAAAAUAACUUACUAUAUACAGAGCAACUGAGCCAAACACAGGUUCAGCCUUUAGCUUCUUCCACUGUCUCACCUGCACAAAUCAAAAGAAGCCGCUAAUGGCUGUCUCCAUCUCCAUUUUAGCUAUCGUCAUUUCUCUUCAUCUCAUCGCCUUCGUCCUCGCCAUCGGCGCCGAGCGCCGCCGUAGCCAAGCUAAAGUGGUGCCUGAUGAGUAUGAUGAAAGGACUUUCUGUGUCUAUACUACAGACGCGUCGACGGUGUACGGAUUAGCGGCGUUUGGGUUGUUGUUGAUAAGCCAAACGGUGCUUAACGGCGUUACUAAGUGUCUCUGCUUUGGUAAAGGGCUUUGGAAUGGAAGCUCUUCCACUAAAUUGGCUAUCUUCUCCUUCAUUCUUUCCUGGAUAAGUUUUGUGGGAGCUGAGGCAUGCUUGAUAGCUGGUUCAGCAAGAAAUGCAUACCACACCAAGUACAGAGGAAUCUUUGGUGGAGAUGACUUAUCAUGCGCCACCCUUCGCAAAGGCAUCUUUGCUGCCGGAGCAGCUUUAACAUUAGUUUCAUUGCUCUGUUCGAUCCUUUACUAUUGGGCUCAUUCCAGAGCUGAUACUGGAGGAUGGGAGAAGCACCACAAUGAAGGUGUUGACAUGACAGCUUCGAAUUAUCCACCACAACAACGACAGCAGACCAGUGAAUUUGAUAAAGUUUAAUUAAUUUGGAUUUGAUUAGUUUAGUGUUUACAUUUUUGGGUGUUUCAUUAAGGGAAUAUAUAUGGAGAGAAGAAAAAUUAAUGAAAUGGUAUUACCAAGUUAUGAACAUAGAUAUAUUAUGUAAUAUUAUAUUUCAGAUGUUAAGUAUGUGCAUAUUUGUGAGGCAUUUCAUCCCCAACCUGACAUUUUUUUUGCUAUAUUGGAAAGUUUUAAAGGAGAGGGAAUUGUCAAGGUUUUGAACAUAUGUUUCUGGAUUAUCAUUGAUGUAAAAUUGCUGGAUUUAAAUAUAUAAUAGUUAUUAUAAAUAUAGGUGAUA
Molecule: messenger RNA, 1076 nt
Organism: Jatropha curcas
Lineage: Eukaryota; Viridiplantae; Streptophyta; Magnoliopsida; Malpighiales; Euphorbiaceae
Product: aerobic coproporphyrinogen-III oxidase (DUF1218)
Source: RefSeq, a predicted model, not a curated record